This is a messenger RNA of Pongo pygmaeus (Bornean orangutan), 4480 nucleotides long. RefSeq names its product ADAM metallopeptidase domain 17 (gene ADAM17). NCBI's taxonomy places the organism in Eukaryota, Metazoa, Chordata, Mammalia, Primates, Hominidae. Gene Ontology annotation, molecular function: metalloendopeptidase activity. The coding region runs from base 325 to 2799 and encodes 824 amino acids. Gene Ontology annotation, cellular component: plasma membrane. Gene Ontology annotation, biological process: membrane protein ectodomain proteolysis; Notch signaling pathway. The record is from RefSeq and is a predicted model, not a curated record. The transcript is spliced from 19 exons.
GACCAGAGGCCUGCGGCGCACCGGCGUGGGGCGGGGCCAGCGGAGCCUCCCGGGCUGCCGCGCGGCAGCCGGCUUCCGGCUGUGGGUGGUGCGGGGGACGGCGGCGGCCGGAAGCUGGCUGAGCCGGCCUUUGGUAACGCCACCUGCACUUCCGGGGGCGUCGAGCCUGGCGGUAGAAUCUUCCCAGUAGGCGGCGCGGGAGGGAAAAGAGGUUUGAGGGGCUAGGCCGGGCGGAUCCCGUCCUCCCCCGAUGUGAGCAGUUUUCCGAACCCCCGUCAGGCGAAGGCUGCCCAGAGAGGUGGAGCCGGUAGCCGGGCCGGGAACAUGAGGCAGUCUCUCCUAUUCCUGACCAGCGUGGUUCCUUUCGUGCUGGCGGCGCGACCUCCGGAAGACCCGGGCUUCUGCCCCCACCAGAGACUCGAGAAGCUUGAUUCUUUGCUCUCAGACUACGAUAUUCUCUCUUUAUCUAAUAUCCAGCAGCAUUCGGUAAGAAAAAGAGAUCUACAGACUUCAACACAUGUAGAAACACUACUAACUUUUUCAGCUUUGAAAAGGCAUUUUAAAUUAUACCUGACAUCAAGUACUGAACGUUUUUCACAAAAUUUCAAGGUCGUGGUGGUGGAUGGUAAAAAUGAAAGCGAGUACACUGUGAAAUGGCAGGACUUCUUCACUGGACAUGUGGUUGGUGAGCCUGACUCUAGGGUUCUAGCCCACAUAAGAGAUGAUGAUGUUAUAAUCAGAAUCAACACAGAUGGAGCCGAAUAUAACAUAGAGCCACUUUGGAGAUUUGUUAAUGAUACCAAAGACAAAAGAAUGUUAGUUUAUAAAUCUGAAGAUAUCAAGAAUGUUUCACGUUUGCAGUCUCCAAAAGUGUGUGGUUAUUUAAAAGUGGAUAAUGAAGAGUUGCUCCCAAAAGGGUUAGUAGACAGAGAACCACCUGAAGAGCUUGUUCAUCGAGUGAAGAGAAGAGCUGACCCAGAUCCCAUGAAGAACACGUGUAAAUUAUUGGUGGUAGCAGAUCAUCGCUUCUACAGAUACAUGGGCAGAGGGGAAGAGAGUACAACUACAAAUUACUUAAUAGAGCUAAUUGACAGAGUUGAUGACAUCUAUCGGAAUACAUCAUGGGAUAAUGCGGGUUUUAAAGGCUAUGGAAUACAGAUAGAGCAGAUUCGCAUUCUCAAGUCUCCACAAGAGGUAAAACCUGGUGAAAAGCACUACAAUAUGGCAAAAAGUUACCCAAAUGAAGAAAAGGAUGCUUGGGAUGUGAAGAUGUUGCUAGAGCAAUUUAGCUUUGAUAUAGCUGAGGAAGCAUCUAAAGUUUGCUUGGCACACCUUUUCACAUACCAAGAUUUUGAUAUGGGAACUCUUGGAUUAGCUUAUGUUGGCUCUCCCAGAGCAAACAGCCAUGGAGGUGUUUGUCCAAAGGCUUAUUAUAGCCCAGUUGGGAAGAAAAAUAUCUAUUUGAAUAGUGGUUUGACCAGCACAAAGAAUUAUGGUAAAACCAUCCUUACAAAGGAAGCUGACCUGGUUACAACUCAUGAAUUGGGACAUAAUUUUGGAGCAGAACAUGAUCCGGAUGGUCUAGCAGAAUGUGCCCCGAAUGAGGACCAGGGAGGAAAAUAUGUCAUGUAUCCCAUAGCUGUUAGUGGCGAUCACGAGAACAAUAAGAUGUUUUCAAACUGCAGUAAACAAUCAAUCUAUAAGACCAUUGAAAGUAAGGCCCAGGAGUGUUUUCAAGAACGCAGCAAUAAAGUGUGUGGGAACUCGAGGGUGGAUGAAGGAGAAGAGUGUGAUCCUGGCAUCAUGUAUCUGAACAACGACACCUGCUGCAACAGUGACUGCACGUUGAAGGAAGGUGUCCAGUGCAGUGAUAGGAACAGUCCUUGCUGUAAAAACUGUCAGUUUGAGACUGCCCAGAAGAAGUGCCAGGAGGCGAUUAAUGCUACUUGCAAAGGCGUGUCCUACUGCACAGGUAAUAGCAGUGAGUGCCCGCCUCCGGGAAAUGCUGAAGAUGACACUGUUUGCUUGGAUCUUGGCAAGUGUAAGGAUGGGAAAUGCAUCCCUUUCUGCGAGAGGGAACAGCAGCUGGAGUCCUGUGCGUGUAAUGAAACUGACAACUCCUGCAAGGUGUGCUGCAGGGACCUUUCUGGCCGCUGUGUGCCCUACGUCGAUGCUGAACAAAAGAACUUAUUUUUGAGGAAAGGAAAGCCCUGUACAGUAGGAUUUUGUGACAUGAAUGGCAAAUGUGAAAAACGAGUACAGGAUGUAAUUGAACGAUUUUGGGAUUUCAUUGACCAGCUGAGCAUCAAUACUUUUGGAAAGUUUUUAGCAGACAACAUCGUUGGGUCUGUCCUGGUUUUCUCCUUGAUAUUUUGGAUUCCUUUCAGCAUUCUUGUCCAUUGUGUGGAUAAGAAAUUAGAUAAGCAGUAUGAAUCUCUGUCUCUGUUUCACCCCAGUAAUAUCGAAAUGCUGAGCAGCAUGGAUUCCGCAUCGGUUCGCAUUAUCAAACCCUUUCCUGCGCCCCAGACUCCAGGCCGCCUGCAGCCUGCCCCUGUGAUCCCUUCGGCGCCAGCAGCUCCGAAACUGGACCACCAGAGAAUGGACACCAUCCAGGAAGACCCUAGCACAGACUCACAUAUGGACGAGGAUGGGUUUGAGAAGGACCCCUUCCCAAAUAGCAGCACAGCCGCCAAGUCAUUUGAGGAUCUCACGGACCAUCCGGUCACCAGAAGUGAAAAGGCUGCCUCCUUUAAACUGCAGCGUCAGAAUCGUGUUGACAGCAAAGAAACAGAGUGCUAAUUUAGUUCUCAGCUCUUUUGACUUAAAUGUGCAAAAUAUUUUUAUAGAUUUGACCUACAAUCACAGCUUAUAUUUUGUGAAGACUGGGAAGUGACUUAACAGCAGAUGCUGGUCAUGUGUUUGAACUUCCUGCAGGUAAACAAUUCUUGUGUGGUUUGGCCCUUCUCCUUUUGAAAAGGUAAGGUGAAGGUGAAUCUAGCUUAUUUUGAGGCUUUCAGGUUUUAGUUUUUUAAAUAUCUUUUGACCUGUGGUGCAAAAGCAGAAAAUACAGCUGGAUUGGGUUAUGAAUAUUUACGUUUUUGUAAAUUAAUCUUUUAUAUUGAUAACAGCACUGACUAGGGAAAUGAUCAGUUUUUUUUUUAUACACUGUAAUGAACCGCUGAAUAUGAGGCAUUUGGCAUUUAUUUGUGAGGACAACUGGAAUACAAUAGUUUUUUUUUUUUUUUUGCCUUCAACUAAAAACAAAGGAGAUAAAUCUAGUUAUACAUUGUCUCUAAAUUGUGGGUCUAUUUCUAGUUAUUACCCAGAGUUUUUAUGUAGCAGGGAAAAUACACAUCUAAAUUUAGAAAUCAUUUAGGUUAAUAUGGUUCUUCAUAAUUCUAAGACUAAUGCUCUCUAGAAAUCUAACCACCUGCGUUACAGUGAGGGUUAUACAUGGUAGCCAGUUGAAUUUAUGGAAUCUACCAACUGUUUAGGGCCCUGAUUUGCUGGGCAGUUUUUCUGUAUUUUAUAAGUAUCUUCAUGUAUCCCUGUUACUGAUAGGGAUACAUGCUCUUAGAAAAUUCACUAUUGGCUGGGAGUGGUGGCUCAUGCCUGUAAUCCCAGCACUUGGAGAGGCUGAGGUUGUGCCACUGUACUCCAGCCUGGGUGACAGAGUGAGACUCUGCCUCAAAAAAAACAAAAAAAAAUUCACUAUCUACAAAACCUAGAAUAUUUAAAAUACAAAGAUUGCCUGUUUUCAAACACUAGUGAGUAAGAGGGUGAGAUAUUUCUUAACAACAACAACAAAAAAAACCAGGUUGUUUUGAACAGGCUGAGUGUGAUGAGCCAGCCAGGAGACACAAUACUACCUGCCCCUGCCAUUAGGGUUGGGGGCUGAUUGAUACUUCAGAAACCCUUUUUAUUGACCCACAAGCAGAUAUUUGAAUUACUUCUUACUUUAUUGCUCCAGGAUUCUGGAUGGGCUGCAUUUACUGUGUGAAGGAUAAAAAUCAAUAGCCUGAAUUCUGAUUUCUAUAAAUUGCCAUUAAAAGCUUUUUUCCCCUAAGAACUGAAAUGUGCUACCAGCCAAAACAUUUUAACUUGUCAACUUUGAGGGCAAUUAACCAAACCUGUGACUAAUCAUAUCUCCCCCUACCCCCCAUUUCCAAGGACAUUUGUUACUCAGAUACUUGUUAUACUAAUACUUGAACUUGUACCUUAUGGUAUUUGCUAUCUUUUAACUAGUCAUGGUAUUCUUAUACUUUAGUUACACUUUUGGAAUUUGAUACAAAGUUGAGUGGGGUGUGUGGGUGUAUGUAUGAGUGAAACAGUUCUCAAAAGAAUGUAAGAAAACGAUUUUUAUAAAAUUGUGACUUUUAAAAAAAUAGUCUUUGUCAUUUAUAGAAUUAACAAGCUGCUCAGGGUAUAUUUUAUAGCUGUAGCACUGAUAUCUGCAUUAAUAAAUACUGUCAAAACACAA